This is a messenger RNA of Asterias rubens (European starfish), 13291 nucleotides long. RefSeq names its product tyrosine-protein phosphatase non-receptor type 13-like. Gene Ontology annotation, biological process: protein dephosphorylation. Lineage: Eukaryota; Metazoa; Echinodermata; Asteroidea; Forcipulatida; Asteriidae. The record is from RefSeq and is a predicted model, not a curated record. Gene Ontology annotation, cellular component: cytoskeleton. The coding region runs from base 139 to 10350 and encodes 3403 amino acids. Gene Ontology annotation, molecular function: protein binding; protein tyrosine phosphatase activity. The transcript has 41 exons.
AAUGGCCGAAUUUAAAAGGAAUUCAAGAUGUUUUUAGACAACUUUAUCUCUCAAAGAGGAAUAUUUAUCCUGCUCCAGUAUGACAAGAAGUGAUGUGCUCAAUUUGAUGACAUAGAGUUUACGAAAAAGCAGGCAACUAUGCCUGUCUCCAAGCCAGUUUCCCCAGGGGCAGUCAACGUGUCUCUCAGCGACGCUUUGGAGGUACGUUGUGGUCCGCUGUACGAGGAGGAAGUAUGGAGUGUGCUGUGCCAGAGUGCCAAGGCAUUGCAGGACAUCUUCCUACGAGGAGAAGCGGUUGUCCAGGGUUCACCCCGCUUUGUACUGUGUCCCUACACGCUUCACUUCACCCCAGGAGGGCGUGUCACGUUUGCCGAGACGAUCGACCCGAGCCUCCCGAACAUCCACAAUUUCCUGUCCCCAGAGGUCUUGUCUGGACAGCUGAAUCCAUCCGAUGCUGCGGUGGAAAAGAUGUUGGUAUACUCUCUUGGGAUGACGUUGUUCUGGUCUGCAGAGUACGCUACGUCACCACCGAGCCAAGCCUCAUUGACCCACGACCUCCACUCGAUCCUGCUUGCCAUGACUAACCAGAAUGCAGACUCAAGGGUGGCUCUCAUACACAUCUUGGAGGCUUGUACACUACACGCAAGGCAGGCAAAUACAGGAAUCCCAUACUCACAACAUGUGAUGAAACUCAGUAAAAUCGUCAUGGGUAGCGUCUAUGAGCUGGACACAAUCCUUGAUGAAGUCGAUGGGGAUCUCAACAGCAGUAACCCAUUCAACGGAAGCGGCUCCCCAUCACAGAAUGGGGUUCCUCUCGAACACAACAGAAACUCAGACUCUUUCUUCGCACUGCCGUACCUCUCGUAUCAUGACGUGCGUCCCUUCUAUCAAAACUUCACCCCUCCUUACCGUUUUCAAGAUUUCCAGCCGUGUUCCUGCAGUUUUCCUGCAGCCUGUCCAUGUCGUCUAAGUCCAGCUAAGAGACAAAGCCAUUAUCAGAACUCAAAUAACAAUCACUCGCCAUCGAGCAAGCGCCCUCGCUCAUCCAAAGACAGUCGUCACUACCACAAUGAGCCGGAUAUCAGCAGCCACCACAGCAGGUCGAGAUCUCUCAAACGAGACUCAAGCGCCUCAGGCCGACAUCAUCUGUCGAAUAUCAGCACGAGUACUGUGGACUCACGAGAUAGCUAUGAUGAGCGUGAUACUCAUCACCAUCUUCACAGAACUCAAAGAACCACGGGAGUCGAGGAAACGGGUCGCUCGUAUCAUCUGUCGGAUAUCUUCACCCCUCCAUCGAGGGAAAACUCUCGAGACAGAUCUAGAGAUCGCUCGCAGGAUCGCUCACGAGACAGGACGAGGGAGAACUCUCAGGAGCGACUCAUCAAAAAGUCGCACCGUUCCUCGCCAGUGCGAGAAACGAAACGCUCACAAAACAACGCUAUAUACGACCGACUCAAUGAGAGACGGGAUCGAUUGAGACUCUUGAGGGAGCAGCUUGGCAUCAAGCACAGAGACAUUGAUCUUAGGAGACCGUUACUCGGGUACCAUAGUGACAGCGGGACUAUGAGCGAUGGUGGUAGUGAGGUCAGAAAUGAGAGGCCAGAGGUCAGAGCAAGGUCACUCAAGUCAUUGACCUCCAUGGAAUCAGCUCAAGAGGGAAGUUACUACCCAGACCAGCACCAAUAUGCCUCCUCAGAUUCCUUAUCAACUGACCAGGGUAGGGUCAACGGCCAGAGAAAUCAUGGAGCCGACCGGAGGGGUGUGGUGGAGCGUCGAACCCAAGACCAGCCAGUCCAAGCCGCGUCGAAACCCUCCUCACUGCGUAGAGCAGAGAACGCACCACGGCAGAAUAGUGGCCCCGGGAGGGUACCUGUUAACGGACAAGCGCCUAACGGGACCAGGGACCCACCCAAGAAGAAACUUAAGAAAUUCUUUGGGCCUGAGUUUGUUGUGAUGAGCAGCACUGCUAAUGAAUCCUUGGAUAUGAUGCCGUCAAUUUUGUGUAAAGCUGGGAAGAUCCCACCCGACCGUAAAAAGGUCACAGUGGUCCUGCUUAACGGCCGACGACUUGACCUCAUGUGUGACCUGGGGAUCAAAGGUCAGGGGAUGUUUGACCUUGUGGCAUCACAUAUUGGCCUCAGUGAGAAGGUUUACUUUGGGCUAACAUAUAUUAAAGAUGGGGAGUAUUUCUUCCUGGAUGCAGAUGUAAAGCUCUACAAGGUUGGGCCGGACUCCUGGAAGGAAGAAGCCAAGAAAGGUUCCAAGAAAACAGUUUCUACAGAUAAAUUCACUCUCUUCUUCCGCAUCAAGUUUUAUCUGGAGAAUACAGGGAUGUUAAAGGACCAACUUACACGCCACCAGUACUACUUGCAGCUGCGUAGGGAUAUCCUCGAAGAAAAGACUCGAUGCGACGAAAAAGCUGCUUUACAGCUCGCCUCCCUGGCCCUGCAAGCCGAGAUGGGGGACUAUCACGGCGAGACCAUGGGCCGGAACUACUUUCUUCCCGAACACUACGUUCCAUCGGAGAUCAUUGAUACACUGGGUGUGCCAAGGAUUCGCCAGACGCUACCCCCGAUGCAUGCCACGCAUAACGGCAUGGGAGAACUGCAAGCUGAGAUGGAGUUUCUCAUGGAAGCGAGGAAACUACAGGAGUACGGAAUCCAUUUCCAUCGAGCAUCUCGCAGCAAGAAGGACCCCAGCGCUUCCAUCUGGCUUGGUAUCUGCACUCGCGGCAUCAUUGUCUAUGAGAAACGAGGCAGGACCAGGCAGCAGGUCCACGCACAUCCAUGGCACCUGACUAGGAAGAUUGCCUUCAAUAGGAGGAGGUUCACAGUAGAAGGAAACGAUGGAUCCAGCAAUAAGAAUAUCCAUUAUACAGAGGACUACAAAAAAGGGCGCUAUAUGCUGCAGCUGUGCACAUCGCAACAUAAGUUCCAGAUGGCGAUGAGACUUAAGGCUAACACAUCGCAAAAGUUCGGUCAAGAUUUCCCCAUGGAGGCAUCAGAAUCCUACACCGACUCGCUGCGCUUUUCUCCAUACAACGACUACCCCGAUGACGAGCUGGACUUUUCUGAUGACAACGAGGGCAGUGUACAGAACUCGGUCCCUGAAAGCCUCUUCCAAGAGCAUGGCGAAUACCAAAACAAUGGACGACUGGUUUCUGAUUACGAGGAAAUCGGUCAUCGAGAUCGAGGGUCAUCUCCGGAGAGGAGAGGUGUUCGAGAGAGAGAGCCGCCGCCGGAGUAUAACAACCAACCAGCGUACCCAUAUCGUUCCGGAGAGAGGGAUAAUGAAGAGACUGUGGCGGUAGACAACAGGCGGAAGCCCAGCCGCAAUAAAGACUACCACAGCAAGGAGACCAUCCCCUAUGAUGAGUUGACGCCCGAGCGAUCAGAGAGUCGAAAGUCUCAAGGUCGUCGGGUAUCAGAGUCUCGUACUAGUCGUCUUGAGAGACAGAAUCAGCAUCUUAGCUUUCAUAGUGGCAGCUCCAACGAAACCAGCAAUCACCGGACACCGAGCCAGGUGUCUCGCUACAAAGAUGGCGCGCCGAGUGGGUCAGGGGUGAAGGGUCCUACACCAGACCCCAGACCACAGCUCGGCCGAGAUGAUUUUGAAGAUGAGCAUCCGUAUGCCACUGUGGCGGAUAUGGAACGGGAAAUUAAUCAGCAUGCUAGGGAAGAAGAUGAGCUGGAUGGACGGCGUAUAUUGGGCUUGGAUGAAGUAGAUGCUCCGUUUGUCAUUGAUGAGAGUAUCAGAACUCAUGAGCGUACCCGGCAGUCGACACUCGAUGAUCGCACUGAGGUGAUUAGUGAGACACUACAGGAGAGACUCGAUGAGCUUCCAAGCCCGGAGAAACCUGAGAGAGAUAUCAGUAUCGUCACACUCAAGAAACACCCACAGGAUGGGCUAGGUAUCACAAUUGUUGGAGGUGAGAACUCCCGCAACCUUGAUCUUGGUAUCUUUGUCCAAUCGGUCAUCCCCGGGGGUCCGGCAGACCUUGAUGGCAGGCUGCAGCCAGGGGAUCGUAUCAUCUCCAUCAAUGGUCAAAGUCUUGAGGGUGUCGGACAUCGUGUUGCAGUAGACAUCCUCAGUAAUGCUCCCACCACGGUGCAGCUGAUUGUGUCACAGCCAAGAUCGUCAAGUCCAGAUUCUAAGCUGAAACCUCAUAUUGUAGAAGAAGAUUUGAUUACCCCAGCUCAAGCCAGCCAAUCACAUGCUCAGCUUCCUCUACCUACCCUCAAUACCCAGCCCGACAGCCCUGGCACCCAGAAACGUAAAAGCACCCCUCCUAAGAAACCACGCCGACGACCGCAGAGUUUCGGCUCUAACUACAGUCUCGCCUUGUCGGACGCGAGUCAUCUGAGCGACGGGUCUGGUUCCAAGACUCCACCACAGACGAUCCGUGCGCGAUAUCUCUCAGCGGAGAAUGCCAGACCGCCACGUGCGGUCCGGUCAAACCAGGAGAGCCAACCGGAGCAAAGCAUCCCAGAACCUGAAGCUCAGGAGUCGGUUAGAAGUCAACGGAAGUCGCCAAGCAUUCACAGCGAUAUUCAUUUCAGUUCUGACGCAAGCGAUGACGUUCCAACACCAGAAAGCUCUGAUUUGGAAGACCUCUUCCCAGACGAGAACCAGAAGUCAACGAAACCGAGUCUGAUAAAAGUCGGGUCUCUGGCCAAUUCCUUGAACUCUCCUCUCAGUGGGUUUACCUCGCCGGGCGAGGCCGCUGACUCCGCGGCAGAUCUCAACACUGAUAGGACCAGAACGGAAGAAGAACACCAAAGGUCAGACGGGGGUCAAAGUGAGGGCAAAGGUCAGGCUGAGUUGCAGCUGGGAGACGUUUACAGGGUACAUCUGAAGAAAAGCAACAGCAGUCUCGGAAUAAGUGUAACGGGUGGCGUUAACACCAGCGUGAAACAUGGAGGGAUUUACAUCAAGUCUAUGGUUAGAGGUGGAGCUGCAGAUGUCGAUGGGCGGAUACAAAUCGGUGACCGUGUCUUGGAAGUAAACUCUGAGUCUCUUGAAGGUGUGACCCAUCGUCAAGCUGUCGAGACACUCCGCCGAGCUCCCGAACAAAGCCUGCUGGUCAUUGAGCGAGGCGUCCCCCCAGCAAAGCCCAGCAACCUACCUCCAACCCCUGUGGCAUCUCCGAUGGUCGCCCUGGGUGACAAUGGCGAGGUUGUCAUCAUGUCUAAAACAACGAAUCAGUUGCAUGCCGAACCUCCCUCUAGUGGCAACACUGAGCCAGACGUCCCGACCACUGAUCGCCCAAGCAGUGUUGCCUCGUUCACCGACUACGAUCGUCAGACACCGAUGGACAGAGACCCAAUCACGCCUAGUGACACGCCCCUCUUCAGUCGGGAGAGUGACUCCACCCCUAUGCUCUCUUCAGCUAUAGCGACUCCCAUUGAUGAGUUGGUCUCACCGGUUGUAUCACAGGUUGUAUCACAGCCUCCCCCACCCCAUCUGUCACUGCUUGAGGACAAUGAUGAUUGGCCACACAGUAUGUCCUCCAGGGGGUCGACUGUGAGAAAAGCUGAUCUCUCCCUGGAAAAGGAAAAUCCUCAAGAAGAACAAGACAGCUACUAUGAUGACGGUCUUCUUCCUGUGCCAUCGGACGGGCCCGAAGGUUCCCGAGGUGCCACGCCUACCAUUCAAGCAUUUAAGGAUUUUGAGCUUCCAGAUUCAGCCCCGCUGAGUGAAGCCGAGAGUGACGUUACACAGGGAAGCAGCACAGGGUCAGAGUCUCCCCUCCCCAGUGAUCACUCCAUCAUGGGGGUCCCCUUCGACCCCGAGAUAGCCUCUCCGGUCCUCAGUACCCGCGAGGCAGACACCCUUACCCCAACCGCUCAUCUAGACUGGCGUAAUACCCCAACCAGUAGCCUUGAGAAAGGGAUGUGGGGAUCCAAGGCCGCUUCGUUCCGCAGCAGCGCCCCGAUCAUGGAACACAGCACGGACGAUCAGCGGUCAAGCGUCGGGCAGUGGACCGAGGAUGAUGAACGGUCACUGACGCCAUCAACGGAGUACCGAUCACGAUCACCAUCGCUUGACGGACACUCAUUACAAGAUCAUGAGUUUCUGAGUGAUGGUGAUUAUAUGAUGCCGUCGGCCAUCAUGCAUGACUCGCUAGCCCCCGACGGGACCGUACUAAGCGCAAAAUCGCCACACCUCCCCGAUAUCAACACCGCCCUCAUCGUAUCAUCCCCGGCUGAACCCGCCAGCCCAUCCGGCAAUGACUCGCCAUCACCGUUUCCAUCACUCGACGGUUCUCUCCCUCUCCCGAGUGAUGUCCAAUCCAGCCGUAGCCCAACCCCUGAUCUGCCGCCGUUGAUCAUUGGUCACAAUGAUAUGAAUUUACCGGAUGACUCGCUGCACUCACCGAUGUCUGAGAUGAGCGUCGGAGCACUCACUCUGACUCAGACGAUGAUCUCAACGAUGGGAUUAGAAAACAACAUUGAGCUUCCAGACCUUCCUUAUGUCACUCCAGAGAACUGUUUUGAGAUCCAACUCUCCAAGGGGACCCAAGGUCUCGGCUUCAGUAUCCAAGGUGGGAGGGGAAUCCACAAGGAUCCCAAGAUGUGUCUGCUCCGUAUCAAGAAAGUCUUUGCUGGUCAGAGAGCUUCGGCUAGUGGCCUCGUUGAAGAGGGAGACGUUAUCUUGACUGUUAAUGAAGAGCCGGUUUACCAUUUGACCCAUGCGGAGACGGUUGCUGUUCUCAGAGGCACUCCUCAAGAUGUCCGUCUACUUCUCUGCCGACCUAGCGACGAAGAACUUGAUCUUAUCACUCUUAAGGAGGAUGAGAAACACUUUGAGCACGUCUUGAGCAGCCCAACACUUCCUAUGAGCCCCAAAGCAACCAAGGAGAUCCAAACCCAAGAUUUUGACUUCCCCUCAUCCCCCUUAUCCCCGACCCUCCUCGAUACAACGGACCAAUUUUCACCCCCUCCUUCGACCUCCGAACCCCACUCAUCAGAAUCUCAGUUACCCAAGCUGGUUAUGGGGUCAACACCUAAGGGGUCAGGGUUCAAUGUAAGGUCUCCGGUGACAUCACCGACGGAGAGUCUGGGCUCACCAAUGAAAUCGCUCGGCGAUACAUGGAGUGGGGAAUACUUUGAGGUGACUCUGACCAAGCCAGCGAGGGGUGGUCUAGGUUUCACGGUUGCAGGUGGUGCCAACUCUGGUGGCUGCUAUGUCAAGGACAUCAUACAAGACCCAGCCAAGUCAGAUGGUAGACUCAAGAAGGGAGACAAACUUGUCAAUGUCAACGGAACGAGCAUGCUGGACAUGAGCCACUUUGACGCAGUCUCAUUCCUCCGUAUGACCCCUCAGGAGGUCACCAUUAAGAUCCUACGCUACCAGCAACCCGUGGACACACCCAUCUCCACGCCCGUCCCCCCACCCAUUCCUACCUCCCCACCACCAGACUCUCCAACAUUCCCACAUGAGAAGCUCGCCGACCCACUCUCCGAAAGUUCGCCUACUUCCUCGAGAUCGGACGCGACAGCAAUCGUCAAUGUCCGAGAGCUUCCAAUCAUCCGAGUCCAGCGUAACCCCAUGGGGCAGCUAGGGCUCUCGCUGACUCUUACCCUCAAAAACGGCAAAUCCGGGAUUGUGGUGAGUGAUGUCAUACCUGGCCUUCCUGCAGCCAGCGAGGGCAGUAUACAGUCUGAUGAUCUCAUCCAUGCCAUCAACGGGAAGAAUCUUCGGGGGAUGAGCUUGAUGCAAGCUAGACGCCUUCUUGAGGUGGCCCCAAAUACGGUGGAGUUGAAACUAACAAGGAAUGGCGAACCAGUACAUCCGACCAGGGCCCUCACCUCCCCAAUGUCCUCAAUAGACUCCCCUAAGGUCCUAUCCUCAAGGGCUGAGAGGGUAGAGAGAUCCCCUUACCAUCUUGAUGAUGGCGAGUUGACCGUCGAGGAAGAGAUGAAGGGUGUCAUGGACUCACUGGAUCUGGACCUCGGUGAUCUGUCAUCGGAGCUGGCUGAAGAGACAGACUGGGAGGACAUUUCGGAGAGUGACAGGGAGCAACAUCUUGACGAUGUGGACGCCAUCUUGGCCUCGUUGGAAGCCGAGCACGGCAUCACGCUACCGGAUGAGAUCAAAGAAAACCGAGGAACACCGGUUAACACGACCCCCGAUGUCGAAGUGGUACAAGCCGUUGCGGUGACCGAAGUGCAACGUCAGAGUAUGCUCUUAAACGACACUGAGAUUGAUGUCCAUGAGCCGCCAGCGAGCCCAUCCUCCCUAGGCAGCACACCCAUGCCGACCCCACCCCUCACUCCAUCCCCGCCCCCAACUCUAACCCCACCCGACAGUCCACCUCCAAGCCUCCCCGACUCAGAACCCCCUCUGCCGUUAUCGCCCCCUCCUCCUGAAAUGGAAUCACCUGCACCCGAAGUGGCUCCCUCCGAGGUUUCAUCGUGGGAUGUCGUGGACUCGCCGACACCCAGUGAAGCUCCGACUGUAGACAGGGCAAGCAAUGGGAUCAUCGAAAGGGCCACAACCCCGGUGGAGUUUGAUCGAGGCUCUGAGGGAAGGGUGGACAAAUCCGAGGGAGGUGUGAUCUGGAUCGAGCUUGAAAAGCCAGCCAAUGGCAGCCUUGGCUUUAGCCUUACUGGAGCAAUGAAAGGUGGGAAAACAAGCAUCUUCAUCAAAACUCUGAAUUCGGGAGGUGUUGCCGAAAUGGAUGGUCGAAUGCAAGUUGGAGAUCGGCUAUUGCAGGUGAACGGAGAGAGCCUGGUGGGCAUGACACAGAAUAAAGCGGUCGGAUUACUGAGGAAGAGCAAAGGAGUGGUCAAACUGGCUGUAACAAGGCAACUUGCAAGAUCCACCGUCAUCGCCAACCAGCAGAUGAGCGAGCCAAAGCGCCCUGGGCCCCUCAUUCAUGAAUCUCCGGUGCCGAUCCUCAACCUCCCUCAUCACCCUGCGCCCCUCAUUCAUGAAUCUCCGGUGCCGAUCCUCAACCUCCCUCAUCACAGCGACAACGAAGAAGAAUCGCCGGUUCAGUCGUACACCGAGUCUGCUAGGGAUGCCGAGCUCGAUGACGCAGAUCUGUCCGAGUUUGAUAUAAGCACAAGUCUCAACUUUGACUCUUACUCGUUGCCUAUUGGUGGUGUGUCUUCCAUUGCUAUUACACCUCCCCCGCCCGGUUUCCGUACCGGCUACGUCUCAGGUCAUGACACGGACGAUGAUAUGAACUCUACUAUGGAUCUCCCCAAUGACACCAACGCUCAUUCAAAUCACAAAGAGAGUCGCUCCACAUCCAAGAGUCGAGGCAUUAAUGCUGCCGUGAAGUUUGGCCAAGCAUUGAAGGCUCGAGGUCAGAUGCUACCGGACAGCGACGACUCGAGCUCCUGGGGAUCAGACACCGACAUUCCUCUCUCCACCGAUCACGGCCACACCCCAACCCCACGGGCCACGCCCAGCCACAAGAUCCUGAGCGUCAUCAGCGAUGGUGAGCUGCGACGCACUGCGCUGGUCAGACCCUCCGUAGGAGGGCGCUAUUCGGGACGGCAGUUGAGGAGCCUCAUCGCGACGUUGCAGAAGCAGAUGGACAAGCAGGACCCUGCUGAGGAGUUUAAGAUGUUACGUAAUGUUAAAAUAACGGAUAAUUGCGAGGAAGCGAAGAGACCAAACAACAAGGACAAGAAUCGGUACAGGAACGUCGUGCCAUAUGAUAAGACGAGAGUUGUUAUCCAAUAUGCCGGAAACGCUGAUUACAUCAACGCCAACUUCAUCAACGUCCAAGUGGGUAAAGAUAUGUACAGCUACAUCGCCUGUCAGGGACCACUCCCCCAGACCAACGGAGACUUCUGGCAGAUGGUUUGGGAGCAGAGGUCAGAUGUCAUCGCCAUGGUGACACAAGCAGUAGAGAGCGGCAAGGUAAAGUGUGACCACUAUUGGCCGGAUUCCAUGGAGACGCCUAUGAUGGUAGCCGGGCGAUACCAGCUGAGACUCGACAGUAUGCAGACAUUGGACAACUUUGACAUCCGGAAAAUAUCCAUGAGUGAUACUAAGACCAAUACCAUCCACUUUGUGACUCAUCUCAACUUCACCACCUGGACCGAUCAUGGUGUCCCUCCAUCAUCAGUCCCGCUUCUCCGCUACACCAAGUACAUGCGUAAGAUCCACGCCAACGGACCUAUCAUAGUUCACUGCAGCGCGGGGAUUGGCCGUACCGGUACUCUGAUCACCAUCGACGCCAUGAUGGGGCUGAUUGAUCGAGAUGAGACCUUCAAGAUUGGAGACAUAGUGAGAGGGUUGAGAUCUCAACGACAGGGCAUGAUUCAGACGAAGGACCAGUAUUUAUUCUGCUACAAGGCGGCCAUUGAGCUACUCAAGACACUCGUAUAAGGAGGAAAACACAGAGCGAUCAAGAACACUAGAGGGCGCUGUAAUCAUGAACACUAGAGGGCCCAGUUUGGUUCGUAGAGUAGCUAAGUGACUUUUUUAAAGAUGCACUCAGCAGAUACCCUGGUAACCGUUUUAUGGAUGAAACAAGGAGAACGUUAUGUUGUGUUUUACUAGUUCUAGCCGCACUCAUAGUUCAAAUGUGAUCAGAUCUGCUUACUGUUAGCAAAUAAUCGGGGCUUACUAAAUCAGGGAAUCCACAGUUACAUCACGUACUUUUCACAAAAUAGGGACUUUUUGCUUGUGCGUGUUCGUACUCCACUUUACUGAUCAACAGCGCUUUUAUUUAUUUUUGUUUGCACGUAGGCCUUAUUCCUUGACGCAAACAUUUUUCUUCCUACUUCAAUAAUAAAUGCAGCAUUAAUUGUUACAAAUUUAAUUAUUUAUUUAAAGUGAAAUAUAUAAUGUGUUUUAUACAAGUCAGCCUUAAGGUUUUAGUGUAUGGUUAUUAAUAAACCAAUAAUAGUAAGAAUAUAAACUCCGUCCGUAUUCUCUUGAUCCAAGAAAAAUGAAGUGCAAAUUAGACCCAGCAAAUUGGACUUUCAUAGUAAAUCGAUUUCUUUGCCGACCUAAAUUAUUCUGUACUUAAAUAUCUUUUCCUUAAUCCAUCCAUUCCUUUUUGCCAAAAUCAAAAAUUCAAAUUCAAAUUUGUGAAAAUUCAUAUCAUGCCACCUUGAAAAAAAAGAAUAAAAAAGAUGAAAUAAUUGUCACUUAUUAAGUGGUAUUUUAAAAAGUGUUAAAAUAUUAAUCUGGAGCUCACAGGUUCAAAUCCCGCUUAAGUUAAUUCUUCGUCAUUCAGCCCUUAAUUUAAUAACUGUUGUGAAGUUUUCAGUCAUUGCUCGUGUUUAUUGACAACUAUAGACUUGGAAUGAUUGUACUAUGAGUUACCAUGCUUCGAAAUUUGGAGAUGAUGUACAGUUACAAAUUCAGAAAUAGAAAUUUGGUAAAGAAAGUUCAUUUUAAUUUUGUCCUUUUUUGUUUCGUUUGACUUAACUUAAUUUCAGUAUGAUUAAUUUUUUAGAUUUGAUUUUAAGUUUGAUUACUAACCAUUUAUAACUGCUUGUUUUAUUUUCAUAUUCCUGCCAUUGCAAUGCUAUUUAUUGUAUUAUAUUCUUGCCUUGUAGUGUUGUGGGACAUUUCACUUCAAGUUGUAAAUAUUUUUAAAAUAAAAAUAAAAGGGCUUUUAACUGCAAUUUGAUGAAAAAGUUUAAAGCGCCAGGCACAGCAACACUUUGUUCUGUAUUUUUUAAUUUUUAAAAUAAAGAAAUCAGCCGAUCUGGGACCAAGUUAUUAUUUCUGCUUAGCGCAGAGUUCUGUGCUUACGAUGUCCGCUAGAAUGUAUGAUUCUAAGCGCAGAAUUCCGUGGUAAGCAGAGUUGUUACAUUUAACUUAGCUGAAUUCCUGAACAACACUGUUUGUAAUCAUGUUUGUUAGUACGAAAUUUGUUUUUAAUAUAAUGUUUUAACGUUUAAUUUUUUUCCAUCAUGAAAGAGUUGAGAUUUUUUAUUUUGAAUUUAUGUUAUUUGAACAUUCCUUGUAAGCUUGCCUUGCAGUUGUUGUUUUUGUUAGCAUUUGCUGCAUCGUUCUCUUGUUUAGAUCUAUCAUAGUUUUGGUCAAUGCAUAGUGAAACAUUGAUGGAUUUAUAUUCUUUUUGGAGAAGAACAACAAACUACUAGCUUAUGCAGUGCCUGUUGCUUGGUGAAAAUAGCCUUGCCCCCAUAAAGAUGAAAUGUCAGGUCUGUUGUUGACUUGUGGUGUUUUGUGGCAUGGGCCAGUUGGCUGGAAGAGUACCAAUAGUCAAGGAGUGUCCUUACAAAGCACUGCGAACAAUUGUUUUCAUUUUGUACAAACUAAUAUAAGUUUGUAAUGACAGGGUUUAGAGUCGUCAGAAAUGUCUGGUUCUUAAAAAAAGAAAACGGUUGCAGCGUUUUUCUGAAAAGUGCCGGAGUGUUAUUCAAAUAUUCCAUAUUCUAUUCCUAUUUUAUACUCAUAUAACAUAAACAUAGAUACUUUUAGUACUUUAUAACUGAUUUAUAUCUUAUAUAGUUUGAGUAUUUGACUGAUAGAUUAUCUUUAUAUAACGAUAUAUCUUUAAGGAAUUAGUAUUUGACAAGAUUGCUAAUUUUAAGUUAUGUAUUUUGUAAGUGAGGCUGAGACUUUUAAUCACUGAGUACUGGGUCAAUCUUCAUAGAGUGGCUUCAACAAACAGGAUACCAGUCCCAACAUGUUCAUGUGACUUUUGGCUGGUAACUUUAUUCUGUUAAGCAUAAUGUUGUUGUGCUUAGCUACUUUGUGUUGAUUUAAUGCAGCUCUGUAUGAUAUUGGGCCUUUGUAUUGGAUUUGUUUUUCAUAAUGUUGAUGGAGUGGUUUUUAUAUUAGCAAUACAUUAUUUGGAAGAACGGUGUGAAAUUGUAAAAUACAGUUUUACUUAUUUUGUUUGAGCAAAUACGACAAACUGCAAAUCAGACUAAAGUCUGACAAAAUGUUGUGCAUGAUACAAUCUUCUGAUGGGGGGGGGGGGGGUUCCCUCUGCUGAGCCCCCUCUGUUUAUUUUCAGAGGCCCAAGGUGCCUAUUUACAGGGUAAAAUAAUGUCCCUUGAUCUUGGAAAUAGGUCGUCACAACAACCAAGUUUAGAAAAUAAUAUCUUUUAAAUUCUGUUGGAAGUAUUUCUGUAUUCCUGUAUUUUAUUAUUUCAGAUUCAGAGUGGCUGUUGCUUGAUUCUUGUUGCUUGUUUAUAACUGAUUUAUAUCUAUAUAGUUACAGUCUUGUUUUUGUUUAGCCUUUCAGUUUUUAUUGUUAGGCGCAUAGAGAGUCUUAUGCGCCUUAUAAAUGCUGUUUAUUAUUAUUAUUAUUAUUAUUAUUAUUAUUAUUAUUAUUAUUAUU